This is a messenger RNA of Cydia splendana, 2999 nucleotides long. RefSeq names its product histone-arginine methyltransferase CARMER (gene Art4). The transcript has a single exon. The record is from RefSeq and is a predicted model, not a curated record. Gene Ontology annotation, biological process: peptidyl-arginine methylation. NCBI's taxonomy places the organism in Eukaryota, Metazoa, Arthropoda, Insecta, Lepidoptera, Tortricidae. Gene Ontology annotation, molecular function: protein-arginine N-methyltransferase activity. Bases 196 to 1779 code for a protein of 527 amino acids.
UCAUUGCCCUACUGCAGACGAAAAAAAGCAAGUGCACGCUGCCGCCGCUGUGUCCAUAGACAAAUCGAAGGAGGGAGGAAGUUUGUGAGUGAUCGAUUUUGCACCGGCCUCCCGAAAACGGGCAUUUUCUUUGUUUGCCCGGACGCUUGUAUUGUGCACAAUAAGCUAAACAGUAGCCGCGGUAGUUGUGAUAAAAUGGCGAACACGUUUCGCGCCGUGACGGUCUCAGCCGUCAACAAUGACGGCGCCCUGACGCCGCGUUUCAAUUUUCCUACAAACGUAAACGUGGAUUACGAUCCUCAAGGGUUGAGUGUUAAAGUGAUCCGUGCGGACCCGGUGCUGGCACAGGAGGUCCUGGAGUUCCCGGUGCACAGCCAGAGCGAGUGUUCGCGCGUGGCGGCCCAGAGUUACAUCUUCACGAUAGACAAUGAAACACUGUUCUUCAAAUUCGCAUCGGAUGUCGAUUGCCAGAAUUUCCACCUGCUGGUCAGCAAAAUCAAAGCUGGCCGCUCGUCGUCGGUGUUCACGGUGCGGACGGAAGACUCCUCGGCGCUCCAGUAUUUCCAGUUUUACGGUUACUUGAGCCAGCAGCAAAACAUGAUGCAGGAUUACGUACGGACGAGUACAUAUCAGCGCGCCAUUUUAUCUAAUAUCAACGACUUUAAGAAUAAAGUGGUGUUGGACGUUGGAGCCGGUUCAGGUAUAUUGUCGUUCUUCGCCGCCCAGGCUGGUGCUCGUAAGGUUUACGCAGUGGAAGCCAGUAACAUGGCGCACCACGCGCAAGCUCUAGUUCGCGCGAACGCGCUCCACGACCGGAUCACGGUUGUAGCCGGAAAGAUUGAAGAGAUAGAGCUUCCUGAGACUGUAGAUGUGAUAAUCUCCGAGCCUAUGGGCUAUAUGCUGUACAAUGAACGGAUGUUAGAAACCUAUUUGCAUGCUAAGAAGUGGCUCAAACCGAAUGGAAACAUGUACCCCACUAGAGGCGACUUACACAUAGCACCGUUCACCGAUGACGCUCUCUUCAUGGAACAGUACAAUAAGGCUAACUUCUGGUACCAGACAUGCUUCCACGGGGUAGAUUUAAGUGCUCUCCGGACUGCAGCAAUGAAGGAAUACUUUAGACAGCCUAUUGUAGAUACAUUUGACGUCCGCAUCUGCAUGGCAAGAUCGGUGAGACAUGUAGUUGACUUCCUUAAUGCUAAUGAGACGGAUCUGCAUCGCAUAGAAGUACCAUUCCGAUUUGAAAUGACACAAUCAGGAACAUGCCACGGACUUGCCUUCUGGUUUGAUGUAUUAUUCGCCGGCAGCACACAGCCGAUCUGGCUGUCUACGGCACCGACGGAGCCUCUCACACAUUGGUACCAGGUGCGCUGUCUACUUGAAACUCCGAUUUUCGCGAAACAAGGUCAAGCUUUAACUGGACGAGUGCUGUUACUAGCGAAUAAGCGACAGAGCUACGAUGUGACGAUGGAAAUAAACCUAGAAGGCACAAAUAUCACAUCCUGCAACACAUUAGACUUGAAGAACCCAUACUUCAGGUAUACGGGAGCGCCAGCGGCGCCUCCGCCGGGCGUGAACACCACAUCACCGAGCGAAGCAUAUUGGAGCACUGUAGACACAGGAGCACUCAGCAAUGGUCAGCAAGUCCUGCUAGAAACGCCUGCGUUCGGCGCAGCGCCCGACCUGUCCUACUCUCAGCACCCAAACAUGAUUAAAACAGUGAUGCUGCAGGAGGAGUUCAUCAAGAGGAUUGGGAUCAGUCAGAACGGGGACAUAUAAUCCGCGCGGUUGCGCCGGGCGCGCCUGCGGGCCCUGAGGCGGCGUCGGUUGUGAUCCGGACGCUCUAGUGUGUAAGCGGACUUAUUUAUUUCGAACACAUCACAGUGCGGCCGAGUUGACCUGGAGCUGGUUUUUCUGGGUUUGGUUCGGGAAGACUAUGUUGUAUUUUGCCUUUGUAAUGUAAAUCGUUUAGUUGUUCAGUCUUAUUUGACGAAAACAGAACAAUAACUUAUGCUGAGAUUUUUGGGCCACGUAGGGUCCAAUACUUCCCUGUGAAAUGCCCAAUGUAAAGUAAAAUAAGUUCAUGACUGUACUAAUAAUAUGUCUAAAUCUUAAUAAUAAGUUAAAUUCUUGAUCAAUUCAAUUGAAAAAUGUUUCUUUCAUUUAACUUUGAUAAAGAAUUGUAUAAUUAUCAUCAUAAGCAUGUUAUCAACUAUGAACAGGGUGUUAUUUCAACCCUUAGUCAUAUUUUGGGAGGUGAUAUAGGAAGCUCAUAGCAACUUUUACAAUGGGACAAACCCCGAGAUUGGCAGAUUUACCUCUCAUAAUGCUGCCUAUCAAAUAUGAAAAAAUUAUAUUGAAAACAACCUUGACAUUUAAAACAAUAUAUUUAAAUUCCCACGCACGGAUCCAUGUCUAAGCAUACAAGUGUUUAAUGUAGCAGUUUUCUAUGAGAAUUAAAAAAAUCAUAAUUUUGGGGUUGGUUGGUUCCCGUAGUACAAGUUUCUCGGAUUCACCUAAGUAUAUAUUCACCUAGCAAAAUAUGGCUAAACAUUGAAAAACUCCCCAUAGGCAAAAUUCAACUUAGUCUUUCAUAUUAACAAGUAUACUUUAAACACUGUUAAAGUCUGAGGGCCUACCACGAACCACGUUCGACGUGUUGCCUCCCUCUCACACCUACGUACGAAUUUACAAGUGCGAUAGAGAGGCAACACGCCGAACGAACGCGGUAGGCUCUCUGCUUCUUUAGCAGUUUGUACAUACCCUGUGGGGGGAGGGAAGGGGGGUUUCAGGGCAAGAGGCAGCUCCAGCCUAGAUAAGAUAGUGCAAGUACAUUUAUUAGUGUUACGAGUUAAGCCUAAGCCUUGAAGGCUUGAGAAAUGUUUUAGUUAUGUUGGUUUUCAGAAAAUAGUGUACCAUUUAUUUGUAAUAAUUGACCAAUUUUGGGUCUUUUUUACUCAGAAUGAGGAUUAUCGAUUUAAAAAAUGACCAUGUUUCCA